UUGGAAACAAUCCAAGGAUAGAAGAAAAAACAACAACAACAACAAGAAGCUAAAAAAAAAAAAAUGUCGUUAGCCUCAUCCCAGCAAAGCUUUCUAGCCAACGCUCUUUCUUCACCAACUCAGAAGCUCAAAACCAAGAUUCCCAGUUGCGCUCAGUACAGAACAAUCUCAUUCAGACACCAACAAGACGACCAGAAAGAUUCUCCCAGGAAGAAGGAGAACAAGCUAGUGAAGCUGGCUGCAGUUACAUUGGCAGCUGGGGUGCUGACGCUGGGAUCGGUUUCCGAUGCGUCGGCCGCGAAGACUGGCGGUCGGGUUGGUGGCCAGGCGUUCCGUUCUUCGGCACCUCGGUCGUCCCCUAGAAUCAAUAACAACAAUUCGAGGACCAACAUCUACAUAAAUCCUCCUGUUGCCCCACCUUUAGUUGGUGGUUAUGGUUAUGGUUAUGGCGUACCGUUCUUCGGUGGUUGGGGAUGGUCGCCAUUUUCUUUCUUUGCUCCAGGUCCCAGCGUUGCUGUCGGCAUUGGUGGCGGUUUCGACACUUUAGCUCUGUUUCUUUUUCUUGGUGCCGUUGCUGCUGUUGUGCGGAGAUUUUUCAGAUCAAGAAGAAAUGAUGAUGAUGAUGAUUACUAUUGACAUAAAACUGUCUUAUACUUGUGUAAUACCUUAAAUACUCAACUCAGUGGCUACAGAAUACUUGAAUUAAAUCCAGUUCUGUUCUAACAUACGGCUUUUUAAUAUUAGAGU
Morus notabilis is the source of this 747-nucleotide messenger RNA. RefSeq lists its product as uncharacterized. The coding region runs from base 64 to 636 and encodes 190 amino acids. The record is from RefSeq and is a predicted model, not a curated record. Lineage: Eukaryota; Viridiplantae; Streptophyta; Magnoliopsida; Rosales; Moraceae. The transcript is spliced from 3 exons.